GAUCCUUUCUGCUGUGGACAACUCCUGCUCAUCCAUCUCUUGAGUCUGACGAGCACCACCACAUUCCUUCUUGGUCGAGAAGGAGCCCUAGCCAUCCUUCCUCAUCUCUGCCCUAUACCCGGCCUGGGCAUAUGCUUGUUUCGACGGCGCUGCCGGUCCCCCCAGAUGGGCUGUCCAGACUCCCCCAGCCGCAGCAACCCACGAAAGAACUACCGAAAAUGGAGCGCGGGCUCAGCUUCACAACCGGGAACGCUUUCUACAGGCGCGAGAGUGCGGUAGGGAGAGACCUGAGUGUUCUAGCGGCCAUAGCCUACAAGAGAGAGCACGGUCAGCUCCGAGCACUGGAUGCUCUGUGUGGGUGCGGAGUGAGAGCAAUGCGGUACCUUGUGCAGGCUAGUGCUGACUUUGUCUGGGCCAACGAUGCCUGCGACCAUCUUCGUCCCGGCAUUCUUGACAACCUGCGAGCUGUAGCUCCUCCUUCCUGUUCUUCUUGUCCUACCGAAAGGUGGAAAGUCAGCACUCAAGACGCCAACAAGCUCCUUCUCGGCUGCUACCUUGCCGACGAUUACUACGACCUCAUCGACGUCGAUUCUCACGGGAGUAACUCCGUCUUCUUUGGCUCUGCUCUGGCUGCCCUCAAACGUGGUGGCCUCGUCUAUGUCACCUCCACCGACGGCUUCUCUUGCAGCAAGCGGCCUUAUAAUGCACUUGCAUCAUACGGAACUUUCACCAGGCGCCUGCCGUUUAUCAACGAGAUCGGGCUGCGAAUGGUCAUUGCUGGCGUCGUGCGCGAAGCUGCCACCCGAAACUUGAGGAUGCGUCCCCUUUUCUCGCACUAUUCUGCCCACGGACCAGUGUUUAGAAUCAUGCUCCGGAUGGAGCACGGCGAACUUGAUCUCCGCACGUAAUUUCCAGGUUGAUCUUGUUG
Selaginella moellendorffii is the source of this 928-nucleotide messenger RNA. RefSeq names its product tRNA (guanine(26)-N(2)/guanine(27)-N(2))-dimethyltransferase-like. Gene Ontology annotation, cellular component: nucleus. The record is from RefSeq and is a predicted model, not a curated record. The transcript has 2 exons. NCBI's taxonomy places the organism in Eukaryota, Viridiplantae, Streptophyta, Lycopodiopsida, Selaginellales, Selaginellaceae. Gene Ontology annotation, molecular function: RNA binding. The coding region runs from base 132 to 908 and encodes 258 amino acids. Gene Ontology annotation, biological process: tRNA N2-guanine methylation.